UAGGCACAAAAUCCCACCCCCUCAGCACCCCUCCUUCCCCUGUAUCUGACACUGACUUCAAGGGAGGAGUUGAGCCAAUUAUCUGUGAGUCCUACAGAAGGAAAAUCUGCAAUUUGCCAGUAGUUGUGAGAGCGAGAGGGAGAAAGGCAGGGAGGGAAGAAGAAAGACUUAAUUGGCAAACGUAAAGAAAAGCCCCUUCUGUCCUAGACAGAGAAUAUUUUAAAGCAAAUCUCAGACCAGAAGAAAAGAAGCUUCUGGGGGGGUGUUGUGCCAGGCUAGACCUGGGGAAGCGUAGGUUCACCACAGACAACUUCCAUGCCCCCACUGAUUUUUCCCCAUAGGGUCUGAGGCGGCGCAGAGGCAGGGUGGGCCAGCCGGAUGCACCCACGACCCUGCUCGACUAGGUGUCGCUCCAGAGACCCUUUCCCCCCCGCAGAGGCUACAAAGCACAACUUGCAAGAAAAGCUAGUGGGAGUGGGAGAAACUCUGCCUCUCCUUCUCUCAAACUGAGGCUGUGAGGAGAAGAGCUCAUCUCCCCAAAGGGAAAAGCUACUACUGGUUCCGAGACCCUUCUUUAGCCCAUGUCAGUCGCCUGAUCCAGUACUUACCAUCCAUGGGGGAACACCCUCUGGAGCCCUACGGUCCUUCCCAAUCCUGCUAAGUUCCCAGGAAAUACUGGUGAAGAACUGAGCCCAGGGCAAGCAACGUGGGAACCACAGAACAACAGCCUUUUACAGCAGCAGCCACCUCUGAUUAAAAUUAUCAGCUUCAUCAGACUGCACCAAGACCCAGGACUGCUCCUUCAAGGAAAGAGAGGACCAAGCAAUGAUGAAGACCAUGUCUGGUGGAAACUGCACCCUGAAUGUGCCAGCCAAGAACUCAUACCGCAUGGUAGUGCUGGGAGCCUCCAGGGUGGGGAAAAGCUCCAUUGUCUCACGCUUUCUCAAUGGUCGGUUUGAGGACCAGUACACUCCCACCAUUGAGGAUUUUCAUCGCAAGGUCUACAACAUCCGGGGAGACAUGUAUCAGCUGGACAUCCUGGACACCUCUGGGAAUCACCCUUUCCCAGCUAUGAGGAGGCUUUCCAUCCUGACAGGGGAUGUUUUCAUCCUGGUAUUCAGCUUGGACAACAGAGAAUCCUUUGAUGAAGUGAAGAGGCUCCAGAAACAGAUCCUUGAGGUCAAAUCCUGCCUGAAGAACAAGACCAAGGAAUCAGCUGACCUCCCUAUGGUGAUCUGUGGCAACAAAAAUGACCACAGUGAAAUAUUCCGCAAGGUACGCUCAGAUGAAGGUGAGAACCUUGUCUCCAGUGAUGAAAACUGUGCUUAUUUCGAAGUUUCAGCCAAGAAGAACACCAAUGUGGAUGAGAUGUUUUAUGUCCUCUUCAGCAUGGCCAAGCUACCUCAUGAGAUGAGCCCAGCCCUCCACAGGAAAAUCUCUAUCCAGUAUGGUGACACCUUCCAACAGAAAUCCUUCCGGAUGCGCAGAGUCAAGGACAUGGACGCCUACGGCAUGAUCUCUCCCUUUGCUCGCCGGCCAAGCGUCAACAGUGAUCUGAAGUAUAUCAAAUCGAAAGUUCUCAGGGAAGGUCAGUCAAGGGAGAGGGAGAAAUGCACAAUCCAGUGAAGGGGGCUUGCACUUCUGUCUGAAGUCAUCAUCCGCAUGUAGUGCCUUACAAGAAAAAUGGUCUGUGGAAGCACAGAAUGGGCUCACAGGGUUCAUCAAGAAAACCCAACAUGGAGAAAGGAUAACUCUUCCUGCAGAUACUGCUGAGUCACGAAUGUAAAUAACAUCGUCCUUGUAAAUGACUGGGAAAAAUCAUAUGCCUGAGAUACGAGUGCGUUUCUCUGUCUUUGUAAUGUAGUUCCUCUUCAUUCCCCUUUUUGUUUAAAGAAUAGAGACCUGAGAAGUAAAGAAAUUUCAACCUCAUCCUUACAAAGAAAGUAGGUAAAAAAUGCACAGAAGGCAUUACCCAGCAUGCAGCUCUUGCUAGGAGAGAGGAGUUUAUGUGUAUGCGUGUGUGUAUCUGUGUGUCUGCGUGUAUGUGUGCAUGCAUGUGUGGAGCACUCCUUUAAAAAAUGGGACUUGCAUUUCGAAGGGCAACAGUCUUACUGAGAUUUCCCAGAUUGGGAGUGGACUCUAUAUAUGGACGCAUGACUCUUACUCGUUUCCCAGGGGACCUGCAUUAAGAAGAUCUUUAUUUCAUGUUUGCUGGGACAGUUAUCAUUUGACAUCAACAUGAAUGUUGUUUUGUAUUACAGAUUUUAUUUCAGAUUUGGUUUUUUUUAUUGUCUGGGGGUGGGUUCUUAGCAAAAUCAGAUGGCAAGUGCAUUUGAUAUCAAAACAGUGUCUUUCUAGCAGUGAAAGGUGUUUUUCAUCUGUAAAACUAUAUAUGUACAUUGAUUGAAAGUGAAAUUGUUCUGCAAAAAGCCAAUACAUUUGACUGCUUUGCAACCCUGUUGUGAUAUUGUUUCUCAAAGCAGCCACACCAACUCCGAAUAUUGUAGUAGAAAUGCCACUCUUUGCCUUGCUGGCCACCGAAGCAAUGGUUCCUUCCUCUGCCUAUAUCAGCCAAGACUGACCAGAUUCAUAUGUUGGCUUAGAUCACUUCAGAGGCAGGAUUGGGUUUUCCUUCAAAAUUAAGAACUGAAUGGCGUAGGGCCAGUUCCAUCAUAUUUCUUCCGUUAACAUGCCUCUAGUCAUUUUGUGCAUGGUUUUCCCUGUUGUCUGAUAAAGGUUGUCUUGAUGGAAAGCUUUGCACUGCAGAAGUCCUUCAGAACAGAAGCUUUGUGCUGCUGGUUGUCCAAACAGGGCUGAACUGGCUGGCCAGAUAACUCUGGGGCUGUCCAUCACUUCUUCCUUUUCUCAGCCCAGUCCAGGUUUCCUUGUCUCCAGCUCUCUCCCUGUUCUGCUUCUGGCUUUGUUGUUCAAUGUGCUCCUGUAUGUCCUCAAAGCCAGAUAUAUUCUCUCAGAUGUGAGCUUGCCACUCUCACGGACUGGAAUGAGAUGUGUGCACACAUAACUGUGGGCAAAGCAUGGCCCCAAGACUGUACACAACAGUAGAGUAUAUACGUUAUAUAUACCUCAGAAUGACCUUCAGAUAUCUUGUCCCUCCCUCACCCUCAAAUUCUGGUUCUUGGCUGUAUCUGCCUUGCUGUGUCCUGGGCAGAGCUGUGAGCUAGUUCAUGCUAUAAUUUGACAGGAAACUAAGAAUGAUGGUUGUCUGUAAAAAUUAGCCUCUGGGACUCAAAAUCCCAUAUUCAUUUAUCAGCUGCACCCUUCAUUGGUACUGUAUAUUGACUGGUAAAAUACACUGUUCUUUUAUUCCUGUUGCCAGGGCAGCACCUUUCAGACCAUGCCCCCCUCCCUACCUAUAAAUAUAUACAUGGUUUAUGAUUAAACCUGUUUUAUUUA
Messenger RNA from Grus americana (Whooping crane), 3414 nucleotides. RefSeq names its product RASD family member 2 (gene RASD2). Lineage: Eukaryota; Metazoa; Chordata; Aves; Gruiformes; Gruidae. The transcript has 3 exons. Bases 826 to 1626 code for a protein of 266 amino acids. Gene Ontology annotation, molecular function: GTPase activity; GTP binding. The record is from RefSeq and is a predicted model, not a curated record.